Messenger RNA from Plutella xylostella (diamondback moth), 4934 nucleotides. RefSeq names its product lysine acetyltransferase chameau (gene chm). The record is from RefSeq and is a predicted model, not a curated record. Gene Ontology annotation, molecular function: histone H4 acetyltransferase activity; zinc ion binding; histone H3 acetyltransferase activity. Lineage: Eukaryota; Metazoa; Arthropoda; Insecta; Lepidoptera; Plutellidae. Gene Ontology annotation, biological process: regulation of transcription by RNA polymerase II. Gene Ontology annotation, cellular component: nucleus; histone H3-K14 acetyltransferase complex; chromatin.
CAACUAUCUGUCAGUAACACAUAAACAAAACGGAACGUUAUUAUUUACACCACAGCAAAGCAAGUGUCGAUAAUUUCGACAAAAUCUUUUAAAUUAUAAGAACAAAUGUACAGAAACUAAUCCAUUCGCAAUUUUAAACCUACGGGACAAAUUAAUUUAUAUUCCAGCGAAGUGGGCGCUAUUAGCUUUUAAGAAAAUCCAAGAUGAGGAUGAGAAACCUCGACGUGAGCAACAGCAGCACGGACAGCAGCUCGGGCUCGUCGUCGGACUCGAGCUCGAGCGGCUCGUCGUCGUCCACGUCGGGCUCGGCCUCCAGCAGCUCCGACUCCGACUCCUCGGCCUCCGACCACCCCCCCGCCGCGCCCGCGCCCGUCCCCCCCGCUGCACCUGCCCCCGCGCCCGCCCCCGUCGCCGCCGCCGCGCCACCCGCACCAGCCUCGCCACCAAAAUCACCAGCCAAACAAAACAACACUGAAGAGACACCUACAGCCAACAAAAAUAAAGAGGAUCAUCAACGAAAGAAUGGCAGACGAUCAUCGUCAUCAGUUGUCAACAAAAUCCUAUCCUCCAGUGAGGAUGAAGCCCCUAAACCUGUACCUGCCAAAACGGCUCCUCCCCGCAGACGAUCAUCAGCAAAACCAAAAGCUACAGCCACAGUUGCAACUAAACAUGGCAAACCCGCCCCACGGACCCCUGCUUCAGAUAACAAGGCUAAAGUUCCAGCUAAAGCCACUGCCAAUUCAAAAAAUUCACAAAAAGACACCCUGAAGAAAAAGAGUAUAUUUUCACCUGAUAAUAGUUCUGAAUCUGAGCCUGAAAGUACCACCAUAAACAACAACAAAUCUCCAGUUCAGACACCAAAAGUUACUCCCCCUCCGACAAGAGGGAAAGGUCGACCUCGCAAGUCUAGUAGAGACAAUAAGGAGAAUAAGGAAAAGAAUGCAGUUGUGAAAACUGAAGAAAAAGCAAAAGAAACAAACAACAAACGAAUGAGGAGUAGCAGUGGCACUGCAAAUGGCCCUCCAGCUAAAAAGAUAGGUAACGGCAAGCAGAGUGCAUCAUCAUGCACUUCCAGUCAGUCUUCCGCAGAUUCCUCCGGCAGUGAUACUGAGCCGGAGACACCAAAGAAGCCAGAACUAAGGACUGGUAAAACAAAGCCUGCAUCAGCAAACAGUAAAAUGAAUAUUACUCCAAUUAAGUCGGAAACAGCAAGUAAAGGCGACGGCCUAGACGCGGUAGCAGUGAUGCCUCGCAAGCUGACUCGCUCACUCUCAGCGCGAGUAUCGCGCCUCGCCACCAUCUCCCGUCCCGCUCACACCGACACCGACUCAGAGGCUGACGAGAAACAACACAAUGGAAUCAAAAACACAAGUAAAGAGAAGAAAGGACGUAAACCUCCUUCGAAAGUAUCACCGGUGCCAGUACUGGAGCUGCCCGACCCCAACCAGCCCUACGUGCGGCGCUGCCCGGUGCGGGGAUGCGAUUCUGAAGGACAUCUUGGUGGCAAAGCCGACGCCCACUUCACGUGGGACGCGUGUCCCGUGUACCACAACGUGACCCCGACCUGGUGCGUGGCGGCGAGCGAGGAGCGGUCGGCGGCGGCGGCGGCGCGCCGGCGCGCGGUGUUGGCCAUGCAGCAGCGGCCGCGGUCACAGCCCACUAUAGAGCAGCGGGCGUAUCAGCUUAAAGUUAAGGACAUGCGUUCAAAGUGGAAAGGCAGCCAAGAGCUGCGCGAGAAGCUGGCCGCCGCCGGGACAUCAGCCGAGGAGUUGACAGAGGAACGGGAGCCGGUGCUGGACGGGUUCGUGCCGGACUACGACCUGCGGCUGUUCAGGGAGGCGCAGGCACUGGCGGCCAUUAAGAUCGAGGAGGAGCUGGGAGAGAUACCCUCGGAUAGGGGGACGAGAUACGUGGUAAUGGGCAAGUACAUGAUGGAAGUGUGGUACCAGUCUCCGUACCCAGGCGACGCGGCGCGGGUCCCGCGGCUGUUCGUGUGCGAGUUCUGUCUCAACCACCAGAAGAGCCAGAGCGGCGCGAACAGGCAUAAGGGCAAGUGCGUGUGGAGGCAUCCGCCGGGUGAUGAGGUGUACCGCAAGAACUCUCUCAGCGUGUGGCAAGUGGACGGCCGGAAACACAAGCAGUACUGCCAACAGCUGUGUUUACUAGCCAAGUUCUUCCUCGACCACAAGACGUUGUACUACGACGUGGAGCCGUUCCUGUUCUACGUGAUGACUGUCGCCGACGAGCACGGCUGCCAUGUAGUGGGGUACUUCAGUAAGGAAAAGAACUCGUUCCUGAACUACAACGUGUCGUGUAUACUGACGCUGCCGCCGUACCAGAGGCAGGGCUACGGCCGGCUGCUUAUAGACUUCAGUUACCUGCUGACGAAGGUGGAGGGCAAGGUGGGCUCGCCGGAGACGCCGCUGUCGGACCUGGGGCUGAUCUCGUACCGCUCGUACUGGAAGGAGGCGCUGCUGCGGCGGCUGUGCUCGGCGCCGGGGCCCGCGCUGUGCAUCCGCGACCUCAGCAAGGACCUGGCCAUCGCCUCCUGCGACAUCGUCUCCACGCUGCAGGAGCGCGGCCUCAUGAAGUACUGGAAGGGAAAGCACAUCGUGCUCAAGAAGCAGGAGGUGCUAGAAGAAGUAUCCCGGCGCGCGGAGCGAGCGCGCUGCGUGGACGCCGCCAGCCUGCGUUGGACGCCGCCGGCCGCGCCGCCGCCGCGCUGACGCCGCGCCCCCGCCGCGCGCGCGCUGCGCCUGCGAGCCCGACCCGCCAGCCGGGGCGCGCGUGCGCUGCUAUAGCCGACGGCGGCCGCGGCGUAAACCUGUAUGUCUUUAUACAACUAUUUGUGACUUGUGAACAAGUGCAUACAGGACAAAGACUUUGUAGAACUAUUUGUGACUUCCCAGUGCAUACAGGAUGUAAUUGAACUUUCGGUUUAUGGAAAACCUGCCUACAUGGUUAAUGUUUUUUGUAUAGGACAAUUUGUGACGUAUUCCACAGUGCAUAAAGGAACUUUAAGUGUAUGCAAUUAGAAAAAACAAGAGAACUUUUUGUGUAUGUGGCCAGUUGAUCAGAACAGGAGGAAGACAAGACCUAAUAUGAGUUUUAUUCCCAGUGGUAUAUCGAUUAUCCCGUUAAUUAAUGAAACUUAUAUGUAAUUAGAUCAUACUGUUUUUAUAUUUAACGGUAACGGAACAUUAGAAUGUUUCUGAUCUGUGUGGAGUUUGGAUCUGGACCUGUAAUUUCAGUGCAUACUGUUUUUGUGUACUUUGUAGAGAAUAUUGUUUAUAAUAAUGUAGAAAGUAUAGCCUAAGCCCUAAGCCCUUGAGACAGUACCUCGUUAUAAAUAAAAUUUAGUAAUUCAGGCCCAGUUAUUGUAACACUAGAAAUUGUGUAAGUAAUAUUUGGAUUACAUUUAUGGUUAUCAUAUCAUAGAACAUGUACAAAAGAUAUAUGUAUAGGUACGCUACGAUUGGAUGUAAAUUCUUCGAAGGAUGAAAGUUUACGUCGAUUUAGGUAAAAUAAAGUAUUUUAAAAAAAACAUAAUUGUAGUGUGAAAGUCUAAACGCCUACGUACUAAAACACUACGGGCGUGAAAUCUAUGUCAUGAUUUUAUUUAUUUAUCACUGAUUAGGUGUUUUGGACUAUAUUUUAUUUGUUUAUACCUAUAGACAAAUACUUUUAAAUUUUUACUGAUCAAUCUAAUCAUUGAGUUAAUUCCAAUAACAUUUUGUUAACAAAGAUUAAAAAUACGAAUUACCUAAUUACGAAGGUACUUAAAUAACUUAUUACUAUUUAUAAAUUAUUCGCUAGAAUACUGACGAUGAAUAUAUUAAAAUAUGAAAAACCGAUUCGAUUAAUAUACCGAUUUAUUAUUUGUUAAUUAAUGACACUGUAUAAAGUAAAAAAAAAACAUGUCGCAAAUGCACAUGAAAUCAUAAAUUUACAGUCAAUCGUUGUUCUUAUGACUAACUUUAAAUUGUUUAUCAAUAAUUACUAAACCACAUUUUAAAAACUUCAUAUAAGUACCUAAAAUAAAUAACAGAAGAUGUUCUUAGAUGGAGAGAGAGAUCUAAUGUGAUAGGUCGUAUUGGGCAGUCAGUUAUCAGAUUUCGGCUUUUCAUAUCUGCCGGUAUACCGAUUCACAGGUGGAGACAGCUAUCAGAUAAAUUAUAUCUUUCUCGUGUGAUCUCAGCUGGCUAGAUGAGGAAGACCGAGACUGCAGUGUUCUGGGGUCUUUGGAAGAGACCUAUGUCCUGUAGAAUUUUAUAAAAUCCAAUGACAUUACCAUUUGUCUCCUUUUUCUUUGAUUUAUUAAUUUUUGACGUGGGACUUAGACAAAAUGUAUAGAGAUUAGGUAAUAUAAAUUAAGUUAUGUAGUUAGUUGAAGUUAGCGAAUAUUCCAUGUAAGUAAACGGUUGUAAUAGGUUUUCUAUGUUCAACGUUAUUGAUGAAUGGGUAAUAACCUGAUUUGUACAUAGGAAUGUAUUUGGUAAGUUUUAGACUUUUUAGGCUAUGAAUUAUGUGUUUUCUACUAUCGAGAUAUGUGUACCUACGUAAGAACGUAUAGUUUAAAUUACUUAUAUAUAAAAAUAUUCUACUUCAUUAUUUAUAAAAAUAUUUUCCGACUCUGGGGCAAGAAUACAAAAUUUUAUAAGUAUUAUAAUUUAGUGUUGUCAUUAUUUUGGUGUAAAUUUUACAUGAGGGUUGUAGGUAUACUUCCAGUAUCGAUAAAUAAUCACGAAUUGUAUAGUGACAGGCAAACACUUUUUUAAUUAUGAUGAAACGGUAUCUGAAAUAGGUACACGGAUCAUUGAAUAAAUAUUUCAGUUGCAAUAAAAUAAUCUCUUAAUGAUAUUAGCAAAUACUAUAUUAUAAUUACAACACUGUUUUGUUUUACUAUACCGAUUGAUUUAGAAUGUAAACGCAAG